Biomphalaria glabrata is the source of this 1232-nucleotide messenger RNA. RefSeq lists its product as uncharacterized. The record is from RefSeq and is a predicted model, not a curated record. The transcript is spliced from 4 exons. The coding region runs from base 236 to 724 and encodes 162 amino acids. Lineage: Eukaryota; Metazoa; Mollusca; Gastropoda; Planorbidae.
AUAAAAUUAAAUGAGUUAUUAACUACAUGUACUCCUGUAACACAAUUAUUACCGAGUUUCGUCUCUUGUUAAUUCAUCACGUGGAUGAACUUUGCUGUGAAAUAUUUAAAUGAUGUGCACACUACUUAAUAAGGUCAUUGAAGUAGAAUAACUAUCAGGAGAGCUUUUAGCUUGAAUAUUACAUCAUCAUACAGCUCAGGCGAAGAUUGACAACUAGACAACUGCAUCGAAAAUAAUGAACAGAAAAGCGUGCAAUUUUGGUCUUCUGAUAUCCAGCUUACUUCUUCAUUGUAUUUCGUUCAUUAUGAUGAUGGUUUCAUAUUUUGUGGAAAAGCCGGAUUUUAUAAUUGUAAUAAUGGUGGCAUUUUCACUUUUGUUUACACUGGCCUGCAUAGUACUGAAUCUGAUUCUUCUCAGCGCAAUGUGUUGCUGCCGACAAGCAAGAUGUGUGUAUGUCCUAACAUGGGUGAGUCUGGGACUCGGCAUACCUGCAGGUGUGUUCGCUAUAGUUGGAUGGAGUUUUGACAUUUUAGCUCGUAAUCGCCACGUGUACCAACCAAUUGGUUCUGGCGCCCGCCUGGCUCUGCUUGUUGUAUCCAGCAUUUUCUUAAUCACUGCUGCAGGAUUCAACGGAGGAAUCAGAAGAUUGAACGUGAACGAUCCUAGCCCUGACAGUGAAUUGGUUGCGAACAUCAAGAAGACAAAAGAGCAGACGUCUUCUUAAAGAUAAUGCACUUUCAAAGGGAACUUUUAAAUGGCGAACUUCUUUAAAAAAAUGAAGCCAAAAACACAUUAAUAUUGAGAAAUAUAUUUGAUCCAAUAUGCUGUUAAUAUAAGUUACAAACGAUUAUUUUAGAAUUGAAUUGAAAAUACAUUAAAUUUAUUUUAGUAACACGUAUUUUUAUUUAGAUACGAGCAGAUACUCGCUAUGCGCUACGGUUGAAGUAACUUAACAUAGAGUAGGCGCAAACACUUCCAAGGCCCAACAGUUGCAGUUUUCUCGUCUGACUACAAUAUAAAGUCUUACUUUUUUUUUUAUUGAAAACUUUACUCAAAUGUUAACAAAUGUAAUAUAUUAGUUUGUUUAUAGUAGUAGUCUGUAGAAAAAUCGGUUGCGCUCGGGUGAUUUACUUAUGUAAUUCAUUUUUUCCACUUCAGUUGAAAAAAAACCAAGUGAUUUUAUGUUUAUAAGAGCUUAUUUUCUUUAUUAAAAUAUAUUUUUCAAAGAUUUG